AUGAGCCUCAAGGUUGCGCAGAAGCGGUUGACCCGCGAAUACCAAACGAUUGCCGACAAGCUGCCCCCCUCGAUCACAGCGCAUCCCAGCGACAAGAACAUCUUGGAGUGGCACUACAUCAUCGGCGGCCCCAAGGACACGCCCUACGCCGAUGGCCAGUACUGGGGUGUCCUCACCUUCCCGGACAACUACCCCUUUAGCGGGCCGACCGUCGUCAUGAAGACCCCGUCCGGCCGCUUCGAGCCCUCCAAGCGCAUCUGCAUGUCCAUCUCCGAUUUUCAUCCCAAGGGCUUCAACCCGACCUGGGAGGUCUCGACCAUCCUCAUCGGUCUCCAGUCCUUCAUGGCCGGCAACGAGGCGACGACGGGCGGCGUCUACGCAUCCAACGCGGAGCGCAAGCUCCUCGCGGACCGGUCCCGCUGGUGGAACUCGACAGCCGGGGGCUCCCACCUCGAGAAGACGUCGUCCUCCAAGGCCGGCGACGGCGGCAAGCGGUUCCGCGAGGAGUGGCCCGAGGUCGACAAGGCGAAUUGGGAGUGGAUGGCCAGCAACGACGUGGACACGGCCACGGGGCGGCGCGCGGGCGCGGACAAGAACUCGUGCGCCAAAACCUCCCUCGGUCUCGGGGGCUCGAGCGGGCACAAUGUCGUGGAUGCAGUGGUGCAGCAGAGGGACGCGGGCCGCGGGUGGAUGUCGCGGCACAAGUACCUCAUUGCCGGCGCCCUCUUGUUCACCUAUGUACUCAUUGCGCGCCUGAUCAACGGCGACUCUCUGGCGUAG
Emericellopsis atlantica is the source of this 780-nucleotide messenger RNA. Its product is annotated as ubiquitin-conjugating enzyme. NCBI's taxonomy places the organism in Eukaryota, Fungi, Ascomycota, Sordariomycetes, Hypocreales, Bionectriaceae. The record is from RefSeq and is a predicted model, not a curated record. The transcript has 3 exons. Bases 1 to 780 code for a protein of 259 amino acids.